Mollisia scopiformis is the source of this 1134-nucleotide messenger RNA. RefSeq lists its product as uncharacterized. The transcript has 2 exons. Bases 1 to 1134 code for a protein of 377 amino acids. Gene Ontology annotation, molecular function: hydrolase activity, acting on ester bonds. NCBI's taxonomy places the organism in Eukaryota, Fungi, Ascomycota, Leotiomycetes, Helotiales, Mollisiaceae. The record is from RefSeq and is a predicted model, not a curated record.
AUGGACACUGAAGACAGGAAUGUUGACUCACCUUUCCUCGACAAUGGAGUCAUAACUCACUCGAGCAAAGAACUGAAUUUUCUUUCACGGCAUCGGUGGUCAUCGAAGAUAUUGAUCCUCCUUUCCAUCUUAGCCAUAUCUUUCCUCGGCGUCAAUCUGAGCCAGACUACAGUAUUUGGCAACUGCCCUCAUUCAAGAUCAAACCCAGGAUAUUGCUCCGCAAGUCCAUACUGGAAAGGCUGGCCUUACAUCAAGUACACAUUCGCAUUUGGAGAUUCCUGGACCAGCACAAGUUUCAAUUACACCGACGCUCAACCAUCACCCAACGAGCCCCUCGGUAAUCCUCCUUUCCCGGGCAUCACCUCCUCCAACGCAACAAACUGGAUAGGUUAUCUGACCACCAAGUACAACGCCUCCUUCCUGCAAACCUUCAACUUAGCCGUCUCAGGCACAACACUCAACAAUCACAUCACAAACGCAUUUCCCAUCCCGGUAACGGAACAGAUCUACGCUCGCUGGAUGCCAGCAUAUGCAGAAGCAUACUGGACGCCAUGGAAACGAAACGAUACUCUGUUCAUGAUGUUUGUUGGCAUCAAUGAUGUGAUAAUAAUGAACGACAAAACAGGCGAUGACCUGGCUCUCAUCGACAAAAAGCUCGAGAGCAUGCACCUCAAACUUUUAUCUUCUCUCUAUGGAGCCGGAGCCAGGAACUUUCUACUACUGAAUGUCCCUCCUUUGGAACGGAUUUGGCAACCUCCUUGGGUUUCGAAGGAAGCUAUUGAGAAAUAUGGGUCUGAUGCUAAGAUGUAUAAUCGACGCAUUAACCGCGUAGCUGCGUCCUUGAAAGCGGAGUUCGCGGAUGCCAAUGUUUUCGUUUAUGAUGUUCAUAGGUUGUUCAAUGAGGCAUUGGACGAGCCUAAGAGGUUUGAACAGUUGCGUGGGAUUAAGAAUACGACGGAAUUUUGCCCGAGUUAUGCUAUGGGAACACCAACUACAGAUUAUUUUCUUCCAGAGUGUGGAAUUCCGGUGAACGAGUAUUUCUGGUUGAAUGCUUUGCAUCCAACGUAUCCGAUACAUGAUGUGCUUGCGGAGGAGGUGGUGAAGCUUAUGGAGUCGGGACCAAAUGUUUGUUAG